CUCUGAAAUCACGUGACACACUUUAUUCAACACGUGACAGAGUUGCUUCAAGUAAAAGCCCAGUUGGGUUACACCACCACAUUGCAUAUUACGUACGUAAUCAGUUACCAACACUACAUAAAUUGAAACCGCAGAGAAUGUGAUGGUUCAACUACAAGGACAAGAAGGCAAAAAAUAAACCCAUGGAAGUCGUAAGUUACUUGAGACAUCCAUAAACGCUGAAUUGGAACAGUAGUUGCUCUUUUUUGGCUUUGCUUCAAAUGUUUACAGCGAGAAGAGAGAGCUUUGAAGCAACGGUAGACCAAAAGACGAGAGAGCAACAUAAGAAGACAACAUAAAGAGAGCUCGACAGCUAGUUUCUGCAGAAGCACAAGUAGUGCAAAUACACAGAAGAUGAAUACAGGAAGCAUGGGCAGCAGCAGUGGCAGAAGAUCAGUUGAUGGGAAUGAAGAAGUGGAGAUGCCAAUAUUGACUAUAUCCACAUUGCAAGAAAGAGAAGAAGAGAUUGAGAAGAAGAAGAUGGAGGUGAAGGAGAAAGUUGAGCUUCAACUGGGGCGUGCCGGAGAGGCAACCCGACGACUUGUACAAAUUCUGGAAGAGCUGGAGGUGCUGGACGAUCCCAUGAGGAAAGAAGUUGCAGUUGUCCGUAAAAAGAUCGAUAUGGCUAAUCGAGAGCAAAAGUCUCUAGGACAGAGCUGCCAUAAGAAGGAGAAAGAAUAUAAAGAAGCGCUGGAAGCUUUCAAUGGAAAGAGCAAAGAAAAGGCUCAGCUUGUCAGCACAUUAAUGGAGCUGCUGACAGAGAGUGAGAGAUUAAGAAUGAAGAAGCUGGAGGAACUGAGCAUUAAUACAGAAUCCAUAAAUUAGAAAGCCGAACUCCUGAUCCAGUAUUUUGACCCUGAUUGUUUAGUUUUCCUGACAAUUUGUGCUUCUAAACAUAGAAUCUUUACGAAUGGCUAUGAAAGUAGCCAAAUAAAUUCAAACCCUUGUACCAUAGCAUCGGUCUUCUUGUACUUAUUAGUUUCAUUUCAAGAAUAAAAGCCUCGUCUAGAGAGUCUAAAAUACACGAGCUUUGUAACUCACAUCACGAAAAGCCAUCUUUUCUCCCAGAAUAGAGAAACCAAAAAAAAAAAA
Molecule: messenger RNA, 1131 nt
Organism: Tripterygium wilfordii
Lineage: Eukaryota; Viridiplantae; Streptophyta; Magnoliopsida; Celastrales; Celastraceae
Exons: 4
Coding region: 394-864 (156 amino acids)
Source: RefSeq, a predicted model, not a curated record